Theileria equi strain WA is the source of this 762-nucleotide messenger RNA. RefSeq names its product signal peptide-containing protein. Bases 1 to 762 code for a protein of 253 amino acids. The record is from RefSeq and is a predicted model, not a curated record. The transcript has a single exon. NCBI's taxonomy places the organism in Eukaryota, Apicomplexa, Aconoidasida, Piroplasmida, Theileriidae.
AUGGAUUUUAACAUGGCUUUUUUUCUUCUUCUUGUGCCAGUUUUUCGGCUGGGUGUCUUUGCGGGAGAGACCAUUGAUAUCGCAGAAGAAAUGCAGGGACGCAACUGUACAGUCGUCGUUCAGGAAAGGGGAGACAUAUCCUUUACGAUAUACAGUCGUAUGCCACGAGUUAAUGUCUCCAAGAUUGUCUACAAUGAUCAGAUUUUGUGGGAAACGACAGAGAAUGACAUUUUGUACCAUCACUUUACAGUUUACAGGCUCUACAAGAAACCGGUAAUCGCAUAUCUGUACUUUACCGACGCCAGGAAAUUCGACUAUGUUCAGUUCAAAUUUGAGAAUGGAGUAUGGAUCCGAGUCAACGACGGAGAGUAUCAGAGGCUGAUGGAAAAGAUGCAAAAUGAACGAACAUUUGAUAUCAAAAGACCAGACAUUGAGAAUCUUGUCAAGAUGGAGGAGUAUAGCCCAUUUGGCAUCACUGCAAGAAUUUACAUGAACAAUUCGAAAUUUAGAAUUGGGACAAUUGUAGACGGUGAGGAUGUUUUAUGGGAAUCAAAAUCAUGGGAGGAACGCUGCGAACAUAUAAUAGUGCAUGGAAGUCCUGCAGAUCCAAAAUUGGUGCACAUGUUCAUCAAACUUGCGGAUAACCACAAGGUUCUCUAUUUCGAUAAACAGGGAGACAACUGGGUUGAGGUGGAAAAGGAGCAGUUUUUCGAAACGCUACAAGAGUUAGACAAUGCCUGUGAAGAAGAUGAGCGGCCGUAG